UUGGUGUUUGCCGACAAAACACACUUCAAUUGCAUAACCUUAUGCCGGCCAUAUACAUGGGCACCACAUGGGGGUUAUGCUCACCGAAGGGACUUUUUGGUCCGUGGAAAAAGAUACUCAAUAUUACUGGUGAUUGCCUUGGAUGGUGUCAUCCACCUUGAAGUCCUUGACCGUCCAUUUACAGGUGAUGCUUUCUUGGAAUUCAUUGAAGGAACACUCGGCCAAAUACAAGAUCCCUGGAAUCUCAGAACUUGUGGAAGAGCGGUAAGCAUAUUUUGCUUAAAUUUGUUCCUUACUGACAUGUUAUGUACCAGGGGAAUGCAUCUAUUGUAUCUGCUGUCCUAUUCACCAGACCUCAACCCCAUUGAAGAAGCAUUUUUGCAGUCAAGGCCUAGCUGUGGAAUAAUUGUGACUACGUACUUGGGGAAACCAAAGGCCCCUUGUGCGACCCAUAUGCUUUAA
Serpula lacrymans var. lacrymans S7.9 is the source of this 462-nucleotide messenger RNA. RefSeq lists its product as uncharacterized. NCBI's taxonomy places the organism in Eukaryota, Fungi, Basidiomycota, Agaricomycetes, Boletales, Serpulaceae. The annotation marks the transcript as partial. Gene Ontology annotation, molecular function: nucleic acid binding. The transcript has a single exon. The record is from RefSeq and is a predicted model, not a curated record.